AUGCCGAAACCGUUCAAAGUGUCCGAGGCGCCCUGGCACGCGGAGGGGACGACCGAUAAGCCGCUCUUUGGGGUGAGACAUCAAGGCGUACACCUCAACGACAUGAAUCUUGCCUUCUACUCCGCUCCUGUGGUGUUCAGCUGCGAUGCGUUCAACGCCUGGGGGUUGGGAAACAAGCAUUCCAUUGGAGGCUCCUACUUUGACUGGGGUUGGCGAAGCCAAGCGGUGCAACGAUUGAAAAAUCAGACGCACGUCGGGACGCUCGCGACUCCCGGAGCACGCAGUGAAGGGGAGAAUGGUCUACAAUGCGAAAUACUUGGACUGCUACAGCAAGGGUGUCUUGGGCGGCGUGUCCUCAGAGACGAGCAAGGGGCGAGAUCGGAGGAAGAGGUGUUUGUGCGUGGUGGUCUGUUGCUGAUGUGUGGGGAUGGACCCGGGCGCUCGAAAUGCCUAGGCACGAAGGCUCCGAACAACUUUUCCAAGUUCCCCUGCUCCUAUUGCAUGGUGAGCCAUGGCGACGACGAAACCGGCGGGGAUGUCGGCAACCCUCAGUUCGACAUCGACAAGCACCGGCGCACUUCGGGCCGGACGAUGGACGGCUUCUCCGAGCUGGAAGCGCUUGCGGAUGAUCCCCUCCAACAGGAGGAACGCUCGAAAGAGUUGGGUCUGGUUGCACCGAACGCGUCCGGACUCAAGUUACCUCUGUACCAUGCCAUGCGCAUUGUUCCGGGGGACCACGUACCCGUCGAGCGUCUGCACUUCGACGCGCUGGGGCAAUGUCAGCUGUGCCAGGUUUUCUGCUUGGAACUACUCUCGAAGAAAGGUCGCCGGCUAGUCUCAGCCAUCAUGGCUCAGAAGUCGUCUUUGCUGUACCCACCCGGCACAGACAAGCUAAAGGAUAUCCUGACGGACUACCCAUCUCUCACUGGGAGCGACAAGUGGACGCUGCAAUCGAUCAUGCUCCUGGUGUUCCGAGUUGUGCUGCAGGAUAUCCCGUCCAUGAGGAGAAACAUGAAGAAGAGGGACAUGAAGGCGUUUAAAGCGGAGUGGGGAACGUACGAGUCUGUGUUGGACGCGCUACGGACGCUAAUUCAAAUGGUGUCUCUCCUGUCCUUCGCCCUCCGCGCACCAUCAUACAACGACAAGGAACUACGACAACUCGACAACCUCGCGCGUGACGCACCGGGUGUCGGGGCUUUCUCGCAAAUGAUGGGGAGGACGGGAUCCAGGCCUACCAUCCACUCCAUGCUGCACGCCGUAGAAGCCAUUCGUCUGCACGGGGUAUGUCCGGAUGCGAGUACGGGGGAACACGCUCACCAAAUGAACAAGUCUGGAAAAGCUGUGGACUGCGGUAGGAUGCCGUCACUGCACAUGGCUAAGCGCGCGAACGUCAACUUGGCGCUUGUGGCGUUGUCCAACGGGCUGCCGUACAGAAUCACCAAGUACAACCGGAGUUUCAACGCCCACGAAGCAGUGUCCGUCAAACCUGGUGCUGGCUGCGUUCAGCUCAUGCAGUCGCUUGCGAGCUUCCUCGGACACGCCCGAGUGCCGACCGACAUUCAUGCCAAGGCUAUUCAAACGCCAGCACAGCUGAGAGGCCAAUUCCAGGGGUCUGCAGUUUGGACUGCUUCUCUGUUCAACGCCGGCGCGGGCGCGCCCGCGUUGAACGAGCAGCAGGAUGGUGGCGAAUGGCUUUCUCGCUUGGAGUCCAGCAAGUUCCGGCCCGACAAUGCCGCGCUGCUGGGUGGGUACAAGAAGUUUUUCGCAUGCGACAUGGCAGGCGCGUGCUCAAACAUUCGUUGCCCGAACUGCUGGGUCGGAGACGACCUGGAAACGGUUACCAUCGAAUGCUCACGCUACCUCCGAGUGCCCAUGGCAGCGAGUUGCGGCGUUGGUCGUCUUAAGGGCGGCGAUGUCAAGUCCGCUGCUCAACCUGGGCCGCGUGACGACUGGGCACUCGGGAGUGGUGGUGGAGAUAACGUAGAAGUGCACCAGCAACCUUCCACGAUGGGCGAGGCGGGCCGUGUGGAUCCUCGGGACCUCAGCCUUGUGAAGGUUUUGUACUUCUUCCGCCACCAGGGGAAUCCGCCCCUCAUGGGCGGGGCCCCACCACCGCUUACAUGGUGGGUACUCGGGUAUGACUACACCGGGGUUCGUCACGGCAACGACCGAGCCCCCGACUCCGUCACCGGGCACCCGACGUUGCAACUUCGAGGUCGGGGGCGCCCUGUUGUGUACCCUGCUGACGCCAUUCAUAGGCAGGUGCACCUCUACCACGCGUGUCCGUUGAGGAACGAACAUGGAGCUGACGACAGCUCUCACGUUUGCAAGGAAGAAGUGGUAGUGGGUGGUAGUUCCGGUCGGAGACGUGUUUGGCGCCACUACUUCCGCGAAGCAACGCCAGGAACCGACGGGUACGAUAGGUACUUGGUGAACGAAUGUCACCACAGCAUCACCCAAGACACUUUCAUCUGAGCACGUGAGGCGGUCAGAUCAUCCAGCUUUCAGAGAAUUUUACGCAUGGUCUGUUGGAGUGCGGCAUAUCAUUGUGGCAUGAAGGAAACGCCCGCCUGAGUCGGCCUCAUGGCAGGAGAUCGCCCACCUCAAGUGCGAGGCGGGGCAUUUUACGCUCAGGCGGGGCAUUUUACGCACGUCGUCUGUUCAACUAUUUGUUCACAUUUUUUGGCGUUUUGACCAGUUUUGGCAUGUGGGGGUUUCGUGUUGCACGUCGGCACGACGGCAAUGAUAUACUGGCGGACACGAGAGUAUAUAGACGGGACAAAUAACUGCGAAAUACCACACAUUAGUUGGCCUAUAAUAC
Molecule: messenger RNA, 2821 nt
Organism: Ectocarpus sp. CCAP 1310/34
Lineage: Eukaryota; Phaeophyceae; Ectocarpales; Ectocarpaceae
Source: the annotation of a GenBank genome assembly